UCUUCUUCGUCCUCUUUUACUAUUUAAGGAAAAUAACCCUCUAUCUCUCACACACAGUCACGCACUUCUUCUCCUUCCUUUCGAUUGUGAACACAAAGGGUUUUAGGGUUUCAUUGGCAGCUUAAUCGUCCGUACCGUACGACAUCUUCGGCUCAAUCAGGAUCACGCUAUCUAAUGGACUGGUCAGACGAAGAGGGAGAGAUUCUACCUGACUUUGUUGAUGAAUACUAUUUCGUUGACGAAAGGGACAUACCUAUUGAGUUUUGUGUUCUGCCUUUAAAAUGGGACGACGGAGAUUCAGCUGAUAUCUCGGGACUGCCCGUGUUUCUGCGUGGCGGCACUGACUGUGCAGACUAUUCAUUUUGUAAGCUCUCCGAAGCGUGGAAGUUUGAUCUGUCUGAAGAACAUCCCAAGAUCGAAGUGCUUCUACAUGGGAUGCACUGGAUAACUCUACGAAAACCAGCAAAGAGUUAUGAAUCUUUAGUUAGAACAACUCUGGCCACCCUUGAGUGUCUUCACUUUGUUAAAAGGAAUCCAGAGGCAUCAAGCGACGAUGUGUGGAACAGUUUACACAAAGUGGAUGGGAUCCAACCUUCAGAGAAUGACUUAACAGAUCAUGUUUCUUUGCUGUGUCAAGCUAUGAAAAGGGAUUACGAUUUAACAAAAUCAAAGUGUUUGCAUUCUUUCUUGGAGAAGACUUCACAAACAACACCUAGCGAAGUGGAACUUCUAACACGCUAUCAAGAAGAUGGUCAGAUACCAGAGGAACAGAACUUCACUGGUGAUAAUAGGACGGACGAGGAAAACAGCAGUGAUGAUGAUUAUGAGAUGAACCUGCAGUUUGAUACAGUCUGUUCUAUUUGUGACAAUGGUGGUUACAUUCUGUGCUGUGAAGGAAGCUGCUUGAGAGCUUUCCAUGCGACCAUAGAGGAUGGAAUAGACUCAUCAUGCGAAUCGUUAGGAUUCACUGAUGGGACUCAAGUUCAUGCACUAGGCACGUAUUUGUGUAGCAACUUUCUCCACAAACAGCACCAGUGCUUUGCUUGUGGCCAAUUGGGAUCCUCUGAUGAAAGUUCCUCUCAAGAGGUCUUUCCUUGUUCAGCGUCAAAUUGCGGUCAUUUCUAUCAUCCAAUAUGUGUUGCAAAACUUCUUUAUGCUGAUGAUCACAACAAAUCAGAAGAACUUCAAGCCAAGAUUGCUGCUAACGAUUCAUUUUGCUGUCCACUACACAUAUGUAAAGUAUGCAAGACAAGUGAAAACAAGAAUCUAUAUGCGUUUCAUUUUGCUGUAUGCAGACGCUGCCCAACGGCUUAUCACAGAAAGUGUUUACCAUGGGAGAUUACUUCUGAACUCAACGGUGACGAGGAAAACCCACAAAGGACCUGGGAAAAACUGCUUCCAUACAAUCGCAUUCUGAUGUACUGUUUGAACCAUGAGAUAGUAGGUGAUCUUGGUACUCCAGCUAGAGACCACUUAACUUUUCCUGAUAUAUCUGGCCCAAGAAGAACACUAAGUGAGGAGCUUGCACCUGUCAAAGAGGAUGUACCGAGUAUGGUGACCGAUUCUGAGCCUCACGAGGGUCUACCUGAUCGUCUUGGUAUUAAUGAGUGUAGGAAACCAAAGAUGCAUUUCAAUGUCAAUGAUUAUCUCCUGAAACGGAAGAUGGAUAGCAUUGGUAAAAAUUUGCCGAUAGAUGAAGGUCAUUCCGCCUUUGUCGAGCGUGACGUAGUAGACGAGGAUGUGGAACAGAGGGUGUUGUCUAUAAGAGACGAAGUGAACUCAUCGUUUAACUUUGAUGAGUUCAUGAGGUCUCGUGGGGCAACAACCAAUGUAAAAUGCUACCAGUCAGGAUAUGAUAUCGGCAAGAACAUCACAACGGGAUUGGUUAAGACUCAUGUCAAUGCUGCUCGAGCUGCGUUAAAGAUGUUUGAAGAAGGGCGCGGCGAAGAUGCAAGAGCUAUAUUUGAUCCAGAUAUCCUACUCCAACUCAUGAAUCAUAAGAGGAAGCUUGAAAUUUAUCUUUCACCUUUUUUCCAUGGUAAGCGUUACACAUCAUUUGGUCGUCACUUCACAAAGCAAGCAAAGCUUGUAGAGAUAGUGGAGAGACUCCACUUAUAUGUGCAAAGUGGUGAUACGUAUAACUUCAACUUUGAGAAGAGAGAUUGGUUGAGUGUGAAGAAACAAGAGUUACCCGAUGGCUCUCGACUGAUAAUGGGAUUAAACCCGCCUUUCGGUUACAAAUCCAGUCUUGCUAACAUUUUCAUCAGGAAGGCCCUCGAGUUUAGACCCAAGAUUCUAAUCCUCAUCGUACCAAGUGAAACAAAAAGGGUCGACGAGAUAGCUGAGUAUGACUUGAUUUGGGAAGACACGAGAUUACUUUCUGGCAUGUCGUUCUACUUGCCUGGAUCGAUAGAUGUAAAUGAUCAAACGAUAGAGCAGUGGAACAAUAUGCCGCCACCGUUAUACCUUUGGAGCCGAAGAGACUGGAGUAGAAGCCACAAGGCUAUAGCACUUCAACAGAGUCACAUUACACAGAUGCAUCACUCCACUUGCACAGGGCGUUUCCAUCACGCAGAGGUCCCUCAAGAUUAUGAUGAUAUGGUACAAGACAUGGACUUAUCAGUGUGAGCGAGGUAAACUUCACCACAUCUAUAGCUUUUGAAGAUAUUAUGAGAAAGAAAGGCUCAGGGUUAAAAUAAUGACUUCAGACACUGUUUUGUCUUGGGAGUAUCUUUCCUUAUUAUGACUGCUACGAUAGAAAAACUUGUGAAAAUUAAUUAAAUAAAAACAAAAUUUAAGAUUAUAUUUUUUUUUGUAAAUAUGCAGUAGUUUAUUACAUCAAACACAAUACUGCAACAUGCUAUAAAAUCAUUUAUAGAUUCUCAAAUUGGUCACAAGGUGGUAAGCCAGGCGGUGGAGGUAGAAUCUUCUGAUUUGGUUUUAUUCCAUUCUUAACAAUGAAGACAACAUUCAUACCCCACGUUUGAUGUCUAUCAAAGUGACAGUUUAUGUAAGUGUACGUACCUGGAUUGUCAGCUACGAAUCUGAUAGCGAUCCAACCGUUCCUGGGCACAGUCGCCGUGUUUCUGUAAGGAGGAUCGUCUAGAUUAUAGUUGGAGGGAUCUUUACGUGCGUUAAAAUUCCCAAACCCUAAACCAACCACGUAGAAGCUAAAACCAUGGAGAUGCAUAGGAUGAUCGAUUCCACCACCUACCAAACUCGUCCCUUGUAUAACAAUCUCAACCGUCUCCCCGUACUGAAACUUCUUUACCUCCGUCGCCAGCCUCGGAGUCUGCAAAAACAGCGGUUGGUCGUCCGCUGUGAAAUUGAAUAUCCGCGGUGGGAACUCCGGAAACCGCGUUCCGUAAACGCCGUUAAUGUGAAGGUAAUAAGCUCUUAGUAUGUCCACGUGGCUCGGUGUGACGAACGAUAUGUUGUUCAUACUCGCCGCUAACCUCGACCCGUUUGGGCCUGCACACGAGUCGUUGGGACACUUGAGGAGAUUUAUCGAAACCGUCGUGAUUAUCCUACGUGAAACUUUGGCGGGAGCUACUCUGGAGUAUAAGCCUUUGAUUUUUGUGAAGAAAUCGAAAGCUGCUGAGGUGUCAUUGUAGCCAGGAAGGUACGGGUAACGUUCUGAUGAAGACGUUCCGGCGUCGUUUGAAGAGUAGUAACGUAAGAUCCCGACGGUGGUAGAGUUGUUGAACCCAACGUUGGGGUUGCUAUGGUAAGCUCUGGCCGCCAUGUUAUAAGUGCUCUCUGGACUUUGGUCGGCGUAUAGUAACAGGUCUAGCGUUUGGCCAGGAGAUAUGGUGAUAUAACUAGCGGUUAGAGGUUUGGUGUAGUGGCCAUCGGCGGCGACCACGGUGAGUUUGUGGUUCGCGAUGGCGAAGAAGAGAAUUAGGUUCAUCGCGGCGUUUACCAUCCGAAUGCGGUAGGUUUUGCCCUUCUCUACCACGAGCUUGAAUGUAUCUGUUAAACAGCAAGGAUACAAGAAACCAGGAUGCCCAUUGAUAGUCAAAGCAUCGGACACAUUAGGUUCACCUCCGUUCCUCAUGAAAUCCUCCACUACUUCUCUCACAUCCCUCUUCCACCACUCUCCAAAAACUAAGGGGACUUCGUAGUCCGGUUCUGGAAAAGGCAGGGUAUCAGGAGGCCGAGGAUACACGAAAAUCAGACCGUGUACGGUGGCACGUGUCCACGAGCUAUGCGCAUGCCACCAAACAGUCGCGUCUUCGAUGGAAAGUAAAAUUUUGUACGUAAAAUCUGACCCGGGUUGAAUCGGGCAUUGUGUGAUGUAUUCGGGUCCAUCUGACCACGGGGUUUUGGAUGAAAUACCAAUGCAAUGUGAUAUUUUCACUAGCUUGGUUACGAACGUUAACGUAAAUGGUGUCACCUUUGUAAGCCCUUAACACUGGUCCAGGAAACUGACCAUUAACGGUCAAAAUCUUCUUCGUGCUACACAGUUUGCUAUAUGGAGCUUCAAUAACCGUGAAUGUGUAGCGAUACGCAAUGCAAUUUUCGUAGAGGAAAAGAGAGAUUAGGAAGAAAUAGAAGAAGGAAUAUUGUGACAUUUUGAGAGACUUUUUUAAUAAAUUAGGUAUAUUAUGAUUUCUGAGAGAGGAAUAUAUAUUUAUAGACGCCUCUAGCUCUCCACGUCUUUCUCAAAUUAGUAACAG
This is a messenger RNA of Thlaspi arvense, 4679 nucleotides long. The record is from the annotation of a GenBank genome assembly. NCBI's taxonomy places the organism in Eukaryota, Viridiplantae, Streptophyta, Magnoliopsida, Brassicales, Brassicaceae.